Strongylus vulgaris is the source of this 1134-nucleotide messenger RNA. Lineage: Eukaryota; Metazoa; Nematoda; Chromadorea; Rhabditida; Strongylidae. The record is from the annotation of a GenBank genome assembly.
AUGUACUUCCUCUCUUUUCAAGACCCAACGGCACAUAAAUUACCAUUCUGCAAAAGAUUUCCAAAAACGAUUCAACCACGUAUUGUCCACCGUGCGCUUCUACACGCUAUUCAAAAGCAUGAGAUGCUAAGAACGAUAUUUCUCGAAGCAAAUGGGGACCCGAGACAAAUGGUGGUUUCCAUGACAGAAGCAUAUGUACCCCUGUGCAUCGAAUUUAGUGAAGACCUUAGAAAGAGCAUAGCAGAAAGGAUGGAAUGUCCUAUGCAGCUUCAUGGGAGGCCUCUUGUAGAAGCAAUUAUGUACGAAACUCAGGAUUGCUUCUUGGCAAUGUUAGGAUUGCAACAUAUCAUUUCUGAUGCUUGGUCCACUGGAAUCUUAGAAAAAGAAAUUGUAAACUUUAUUCUUGAUCUGGAAAAGGGGAAAGUUCCCAAUACUCAACGACAAAAAUACACCUACCUUACCUACUGCAAAGAGAAAAUGGCAAAAAAAGACAUUAGUGAAGUUUACAUCAGGAAACUAGCGGACGUACAAACAAUAGAAAUGAGAGAUCCUGGAGGAGUUGUUAGUGUGUUUUGGUUCGACUUCCCUAAAAGAAUCGCUUCCGAAUGGGAAACAGGUCAUCGGGUUUCUCUCUUUGUUAUCCUAUUGAGCUUACUUUCAGAAAGUGUUAUGGAGCAGUUCAAACUGUCAAAAAUCAACAUAGGAUGCCCUACCGCAAAUCGUUCUGUAAAAACAAAGUCCGUUUUUGGCUACUUUCUUAAUAAUAUUGUUAUCCAUAUAUGGAGGCCACGGAGCGGUGAAAAUCUUUUCAGAAUGGUGGAGAAACACAUAAAGGAUGUUCUAGAACAAAAUAUUCCAUUUACUGAGUUAGCGGCUCAAUUCCAGAAGUUGAACGAAACUCCACAACCAAUUUUCCAAGUUUAUUUCAAUUGCCGUUACGAUUUGGAGUAUAACGUAAACGAAAGCGAUGACUUGAAUACACUACUCCCUAUUAGAUCCGAAUUCCCAAUAGAAGUGGACCUAGACAAGAGAUCUACUGGCUUCCGCAUCACAUUAAGGAUUCAGGACUGCAUUCCGACAGUGGCUGGAAAAGAGCUCAUGGAUCGACUUCAUAAGAAGAUUCUGUCGACAGAG